Pieris rapae (cabbage white) is the source of this 331-nucleotide messenger RNA. RefSeq names its product inducible metalloproteinase inhibitor protein-like. Lineage: Eukaryota; Metazoa; Arthropoda; Insecta; Lepidoptera; Pieridae. The record is from RefSeq and is a predicted model, not a curated record. Bases 74 to 310 code for a protein of 78 amino acids. The transcript has 2 exons.
CUUAAAAAGUAACAUAAAAUAGGCGUGUGAUUAAUUAAGGAAAUUCUUGAUUCAUUGUCAGUAAGAAAUCAAUAUGUCUAGUCGACAGCGCCUCUUCGCACUAUUUCUUCUAAUUACUUCUGGCAUUGCGCUCGAUUGUAACAAGGAAAACGAAGAAUAUAGAUGCGGUUCGGCAUGCCACACAGAAUGUUCCACUUUAGGUGAAAUGUGUCCAACUAUUAAUGUUCAAUGCUUCGAGGACUGUUACUGUAUUGAUGGCUUUGCAAAGGACGACGGAGGAAAUUGUAUACCGAUAAAGGAUUGUCCAUAAUCAUUAGAAACGAUUAUACUU